AUGGCUGAUGAGCGGGAAGCGGCUAAAGCGUUACAAGCCGUAACGGAUGCGCCAUCAAAGGAUGAAAAAGAAAAACAGAUGGAGGAAACCGGAAAAGCGAUUCGGCAAGCUGCAACAGAUGGCAAAACCAAAGGUGCGAAAAGGAGAUCAACAACGUCUUUGACAGACUACCUCGCCGAAAAACUAGGCCAGGAUGCAGAGAUUAAAAAUGAGGAAACUAAGUUAAAGAAGGAGGAAUUGGAACUAAAGAAGGAGGAGCUGAAAUUGCAAGCAGCCAAGUUCGAAAUGGAACGAAAGGAACGGGAGCAAAGAUUGGAAAUGGAGAAAGAAGAAAAACAAGUAUAUAUGCAGAUGAUGCGUGACUGCCUGGCGAAAAAGUGA
This is a messenger RNA of Lineus longissimus, 381 nucleotides long. RefSeq lists its product as uncharacterized. NCBI's taxonomy places the organism in Eukaryota, Metazoa, Nemertea, Pilidiophora, Heteronemertea, Lineidae. The transcript is spliced from 2 exons. The record is from RefSeq and is a predicted model, not a curated record. Bases 1 to 381 code for a protein of 126 amino acids.